CACUUCUAAGGUUAGACCGAUCAUAAGAAAACACCGAUCGUGAGAAAACUCCGCCCCCUGUCACUUUUAUCCAAUGAAUAAGUACAAUUAUUUGCCGAUCGCAUUACCUUUUGUCAUUCGCAAUGGGAUGCAGAUUUUUCAACGGACGGCCUGUGUGCCCUGGUAAUAAUCUUUAAACAUUUUUUUAAUCAAAAUAAGGGAAGCGGAAAAUACACAUAUCUUUAAAGUUAUUAGCUAUUGUUAAUAAUGGUUUUUUUUUCUCCCGAUAGACGACGCAACCACCGCGACGAUGCCGGCAAUGUCAGAUACUUCCUCUGUUCAACCCUCCUUAAGUCAACAUGUCUCAGACCAGUCGACCGUACAACACACCAUUUCAACACGUACAUACCCUCAAACUGUCACAGCGACCCCAUUUACCAACAUUAAUUCCACACGUACAAUCGAUAUCAGUACCCCGCAGACUGACAUCAGACAUCACUACAUCACAUCAUACGGGCACCGCAGACAGCAGUACACUGUCUACUCGACCCACCAUUCUCCGGCCAUACAGUGUAUAGUACACGCAGACUAUUGUGACCGCGUGGAUUUUACGGUGCUAGAGAAAUCUUCUGGGUCUGCAUCGGUCGUGUGCAGUACGAACCGGGUGAGGGAAUGUUGGCGUAAAGGGUAUAAGGUUGUGGUGCGCUGUAGGCCGUAAGGUAAAAAUGAAGGGUAGGUUUGCCGCAUGCAGGAUUACGAUUUUAUUGGUCGAGACUCAACGAUGGCAACAUUACAAUAAUUUAACAGGCAGACAUAUUACAAACAAGUCGGAUAUGGCCAGUAGUGGCCUCCGGCCUCAAGGCUCUGCAUGGGCGAGUCGGACGUGGCCGAUGCUGGCCGCCGUAUUCCAGACUGGCGAUUGACAAUUGUACAUAACUAUUUAUAAGAAUCUGAACAAUAAGUAUAAAUUGACAAGUGAUGACAUUAGUAAGCUGAGUGAAAGGUUUACAGAUAUAAAAUAAUUAAAUAAACUCAAUGAGUCUUUGAUGUCCAAGAAAUGAAAAACUGAUAAUUGCACAAUGUUGUUUUAAGAGAUUAACAGUCCUUGAGACAUGACACUCUGUCUCUUUGAAAUCACAUUAAGAGUCCGAAAAGUGUCAAUCACUAAACAAAUAAGUAACUUUGUAAGAAAUAAACUGUGAGAAAAUAUUACGAAAUAGAUGUUGAAUUUUAAAAGAAAAGUCCAAAAAAAAGUUUUAAUUAAACAGUGAAUUUUGCACGGUGAUACUAUCAUCAUUUCUACUUUAAUUACUAACAUUUUUAAUACAUCACAUUCCGUCAACAUCAAUACUGAUAGUCACAUAGAACAUACUUCGUCGACAGAGGA
Messenger RNA from Magallana angulata, 1366 nucleotides. RefSeq lists its product as uncharacterized. The coding region runs from base 290 to 697 and encodes 135 amino acids. The record is from RefSeq and is a predicted model, not a curated record. The transcript is spliced from 2 exons. Lineage: Eukaryota; Metazoa; Mollusca; Bivalvia; Ostreida; Ostreidae.